CAGGCACCUAUAGAAGGAGCAACACCAUCCAGCAGCUGCCGUUUCUAUUCUUUUGAUGUUGCCGGGUGAGUGGUGGCCCCAAAGCAUCUUGUUGAAUAAAUAAUAUCUAUCGAACUUCUGAAGUACAUCGUCAUGAACUGGUCUCGCCAUCUCUAUUUACGGCUUGCAGUGUUGCUUGCGGUCACAGAUCCAGUCAACGGGUUUCUUUCUACGCUACAAGAGCAUCGGUAUCCGUCUCGACCAACAUUCUGCAGCCAGUCGAGAAGAUGCCCUCGUUCUUCAAGGAUAACGCUGGCAGAUGGAAGCAAUAUCGAAAUAUCGCUUCCGUAUCCCAAUCCGGAACUCGAUGCCAUGGAUGUGGUUCAGUUAUGCAUGGAAACUCUCAUGAAAGACGACAACCACGGCCUCCUGGUCUGCUUUGAUUUCAGUUCCGAUUUCCUGCAAGCACCAUUUGGUGGCCAGUUGGAAAAGUUUAUUCAGCAUGCCAACAAUCCCAUCUUUGCAAGUCUAGUCCAAUGCACCAAGUACGACAUUCUUUCCGUUGGACCCCUUAUCAAAGGAACCAACACAAGAGGAGACAUGCAGACCUGUCUCAUGCAGGUUCACAGCGACAACACGGUUACAGCAUCACGGCGAUUCUUGUGGACACUGCAGAAAGAACGACGACCACCACGACAAAAUUGCUGGCUCGUCCAUGAAGUCUUGUCUGUCACGUACGCAUUCCAGUUGACGGAAUGAUCAAAGCAGUAUUAUGAGCUAUUUUAUGUAGAUGCUAGAUGCUACAUCCUUGUCCAAAGAAGCCAUGAAACAACAUAACAACCGCAACAUUUUAGAUUGCAGCUCUCCACAAGUCACACCAACAUGGUUUCUUACCUAUCUAGCUAGUGACAUGUGGGAUAUGUCGGUAUUUUCGUCUCCGUAACCCUCUGAGCAUUACAAACUGUCUUACCAUCACUCACGGAGGAUUGGGAAAGCUACCACUCCCGAGCAUUGGCCUUCUUGCUCGUUUCCUGCCGUAUCACGUCCAUUUUCUCUCUCAGCGUUUGUGCCUCCUGGAAAAAAGUACUGCCACUGGAGGAGAAAAGCACCUUCUUUGUCAGGUUGAACCAUGGACUGUUGUAGUCUGUUGUAUAAAACUUCCAUGUCAGGAUUGGUGAUGACUUUUGAG
Seminavis robusta is the source of this 1168-nucleotide messenger RNA. NCBI's taxonomy places the organism in Eukaryota, Bacillariophyta, Bacillariophyceae, Naviculales, Naviculaceae. The record is from the annotation of a GenBank genome assembly.